UGCGGAAGUUUACAUUCAGUGUUUGUAAAACGUGUUGCUCUGAGCUGAAAAGCCGGCCGUUGGAUAUGAUUGCUUGCUCCUGACAGCGCAAUACACGAGUAAUGUAUUCUGUUUUAAUUAAUGCGGUUUUGUCCAGUUCUCCUGACUACGAACUUCUGUUUGAAUUUCUGUCCUGGCCGAGUGAGACGUGGCCGGAGACGGAGCGAGUAGAGGCGCUGACAGCUCUCGUAGAAGGGCUCAGGUCUUUUCUGAAUGACUCGGAUUCAACUCCUAUUACAGGUUCAAAAAGAUGUAGUAUUUACGAAAAAAUUGAAUUGAUUAUUUGGAAGAAAUGUCUGCCUCUCCUCAUCAGAAUAUCAGCAGAGGGGGGAGAAAGUGCGCGUUGCAAGGAGAGUACAGCCGCUGUCUGCAGACUUUUAUGUGCAUGUCUCGCUCUGUGCAAUGAAACUGUGUGGAGACAAGUGGUUUUGUCCAUCAUGCCUUCAUUCCUGCCUUCAGAGGAAGAGCUGCACGUUUCAAAACGACUCAAUGUGGAGGUUGCCACCGAAGUCAUGGCAGCUCUCAUACCUUUCAUGUCAGUGGAUGAACAUCUCACACGCAACACCUUGUCGUCUGCCUUGUCCUCCAUCAGAUCUCUCCCCGACGCACUGGUCUCCAAAAUCAUAGUUAGGAUCAUUUUAACUAUACUGAACUCCUGCAGCGCUGCGAGGUCAAACAACACCCUACAGUCCAUCCUGGAUGAUCUAUAUAGCUGGCACUCCACUGACCGCACACCUGCGGUGACAGAGCGGACACUGCUGUGUUUAACCGCCCUGUCAGACCACCUCCUGAAAUCUCACAGCUCUCCUUCCUCCUGCACUUGUGAUCUCGACCCUCGUCUGUCUCCUCAGUUCUGGAAGAUUGUUCAAGAUGGACUGAUUCACAGAGACAGCUUGUCACGAAAGAGAGCACUGUACCUGCUGAAAAGAUGUGCAGCGCUGUCCGAGGAAGAGGGAUUUGACUGGCCUCCCUCUACAGCAGAAGAAGAGGGGGCAUUGUUCAAAUGGGCCCCCAACAAGAGCAAGGAGCUAAGAGAGUUUUGGGAGGAUUACACACUAGUGAUGGAGACUCUGGAGGAGAACCAGAUUCAUGUUGUCCGGCCAGUUUUAAACAGAAUAGACACACUGAUUCAAACUACAAUGAAUGACAAUCAAGGGCAAGGCCUUUUCCAUCCCUCCUGGCUGCUGUGUGUAUAUCAGCGCAUGUUCCACAGCGAGAACAAAUCCCUAAUGAGAGAGGGAGUAUGUCAUCUGCUUGAGCUUCAGGUUCUCCAGCUGUCAGCUUUUGCAUUGGCUUUCUCUCAGUUUAUCGUCGGUCCCUUUAUGGAUGUUCUCUCUGAAAUUUCACUCUUCUGCAGGUCAGCUGGGCAGAGUGUGGGAGACUGUCCUGAGCUGGCGGUUAAACUCCAAGAUUUCAUGGUCACUUUCUUCAAUAGCCUGCCAUUAGAAGCAAGGGGUCCUGUUUUGCUUCAGCUGAUUCAGCAGCUGGUCUCCAAGCACUGGUGCGCAGUUCCCCUCCUCUUUAUCUGUCAGGCUGUGUCCAAACUUCCCCCAAGUCCACUGUUGGGGAUCAGUGGGUUGAAUGUUCUGAGAGAGGUGCUGCGCUCCACCAUGAUCACUCACCAGGUCCUGUUGAGAGGAGCUGCUCAAUGCUUCUUGCUGAACAGCGCCCUCUGUCUCACAGUAGUGAGUGAAGUCACCCUGGAUGAUAUUUUUAGCUUCCUGAUGCAUUUCCGUGCGGAUGAGUCACUGUGUAGAGGAACAGAGCUCUGGGAUCAGUUGUGCACCUGGUUAUUGAAACACGAAGGUAGUUUUAAACCCAGGAUUAUGGAUGGAGAUUGCAAUGAUGCCUCCACAAAUAAGGAAACCGUAAGAGCUUACGUUCAAAGGGAAAUGCUGGAAUAUCUCCGAGUCCCAGCUAGUACAGGUCAGACUGAAAGGCUACCUGACUCUAGAGAGGCUGAUAAGUUGGCAAGGGCCAUUCUGCUGUGUGUGGACAUGGAGAGGAAUCGACCAGGAGUAGAGGUUAAUACUGAUCUGGAGUCACUACUGUCUCCCCUGAUGGACACCCUGAGCAGGGUCAGCACCAAUAUGUACCUCCCUCUGCGUAAGAGCGACAAGGGCCUGCAGCUUCUCCUCAGACUGUUGCAGCUCGGAGCAAUGCCAUGUUGUCAGCGCGACGGCGCAGAGACAGGGGAUAAAGUUAUAGUUGCCAUUGAGAAUGUGUUUUUCAAACUUGUCGAUCCAAUCCAGGAGUUUAUCUUAAGGCGGCUGUGUGGUGAACUGCAAGAGCUGUUUGACGUGGAGAGAGCAGAACUUUAUCUCUGUGUCCUCAGGCAGAUUGCUGUCAUGUGCAGUUCUGCAUCACUGCACUGCAUUAAAAUUCAGCCAAGUGGUUUCCCUAAACUCAUCAAGUAUGGCCUUACAGUCCUACAAGAGCCAAGUCAACAGAUCCCCUCCGUGGCCAACCAGGUGGCUAAGGCAGUAACUAUGGCAUCCCUGGCCACUGUAUGUGAUCUCAUGGACCAGGAAGGGAUCAGUUUACAAACAGAGACUUUAGCAGCUCUAAAAUCACUGAAUGAUUACUUCUACAGUCCGAUGACUUCCUCACAAAGUCAAGCUUCUCUGGAAAAUGUCAACAAAUGCUUGAUGAAACCACAGCUAACAGACUGUUCAAGUGAUGUCGAAGCACAUAGUCUUCUGCUGCAGGACUGGGGACGCAUCGCUGCCAACUUUAUGCGGGACCAGUGGAUUUGUUUGAACUUCCUGAUUAAGGCUGUCAGGAUUCAUGAGUCAGUAGAAAUGUCCAAAGCCUUUGAGAUUUUAAAAGCUGCUCUGAGUUGCAGUGUUGAAGCCCUGGCUCUGCUGCCCAGUGACCUGGUGCUGCCUGUUUUCACCUUUAUGGAGAAGGUGCUGCCGCAACUAGUGCAUGAUGAGGAGGCCUUGUCUGUGCGGGCUUUGACUCUAAGCUGGGAGCUGGUGCAGGGACUGAGCACUAAUGCCCAAGACUUCUGGCCAGCCCUAAAAGGCUUCAUCUCCAUGGCUUUCCAGCACAAACUGCUCAAGCUUACACAUGCUGAGGCUUCAACCCUUAUGGGCACUCUGAAGCAGAUUGCCACAGAGUUGUUGGAGCUGUCUCAGUCAAAGAGCGGCGUGUUUGGGGUGCUGCUUCAGCGAUGCUGUCAGACAUGGCUGCCCACAGAUGCAGGGAGCAGAGAGCAGGCUGACACCAUGUUUUCUAGUGUUUUCAGCCACAUCAACAUAGUCUCUGAGGCUUGUGUCUAUGGACCUGUGUUCAGGAGAGAUCAACGACUUGUCACAGAUGUUCAAAUAUAUGUGGAGCAACUUGGUGAAAACUGUGCUGCCAAUGUUGCAGUUAGAAGCGAUAACAGAGAUGACCAGUUGCCUCGCACAUGUGUAUUGGCUUUCCUUAGUCGCCUGGAUUCCUCAGAUCUGCAGCAUCAAAGACUCAUAGAAGAGCUGGUUACGGAAUUACUGAAAAAGGAUAAUGACAUAUCAAAGUCUAAAGUACGUUACUAUAGUAACUCCCUCCAACAUCGGGUCAAAAACAGGGUAUGGCAAACACUGCUGUUGUUGCUACCCAAACUCAGAGAGGAAUUUGUUGCCACUCUGUUAAACCGUGUGUUUGAAGCUGGAUUUUGCGGUAAUCAGGCUUCAGUAAAGUACCUCAUUGAAUGGAUGAUGAUUCUGAUCUUUGUUCAAAAUCCACAACACAUUGACAGUUUUUGGACCUGCUUCAACAUGGAUCAUGAACAGACCAAAACAAGCAUCUGCACCUUCCUGUCAGUCUUGGUGCAUUUUAAUCUCAUCAUUCCACAUCUUCAGGACAAGACCAUGCAGCUGCGUAAAGCACUAGAUGUCAUCCUGCAGUCGUGCUUCAAUCACAACUUCAGUGUGCGCCUGUAUGCCUUACUGGCACUGAAGAGGGUGUGGAGCCUGGCAGAGAGCCUGAAAGAGGAGGACACGGAUGCUUUGAGAGGACUGUCCUCUGUAGUCAAAGCCUGUCUGAGUCAGGCCGAGGCCAUGCAGAACACUGGAAAUGCCAACAAAAACUGGCUGAGGAUUCAGGAGCACUUCUUCUUUGGUUCCUUCCAUCCAGUCAGGGAUUACAGUGUUGAGACCAUCUUCUACACCUUUCCCAGUCUAUCAGAGUUGGCUGAUGAUGAGUGGAUUCUGCCAUGGAAGUUUGAGAAGUUGUCAUGUUUCUCUGAAAGUCCAACACUUCCUUUGAGAAAUCCUGCUCCUGAUUUGGGUCACCUCCAGCCUGGAGACUGGGUCCAGCAAGACAGAAGUGAGCAGGAUAAGGAAGAGAGGUGGGCUGAGGUGCAGAAGAAGAUCACCCCCUGGAGGCUGGGGAUCCAGGAGCAGGAGCCAGAACUUCAGCUGGUUCCACCACAAAGGGCUGCUCGACUGGGCAAACUGCACGGUGCCCUGCUCGUUGUUGCCUCACUUAUUGACAAGCCCACCAAUUUGGGAGGCCUCUGCAGGACAUGUGAGAUAUUCGGUGCCAGUGCUCUGGCUCUGGAUAGCCUCCGCCACAUCUCUGACAAACAUUUCCAGUCCCUGAGUGUCUCAUCUGAGCUGUGGCUUCCUUUGCUGGAGGUGAAGCCUGUGGAGCUCACUGACUUCCUGCAGGUAAAGAAGAGUGAAGGUUACUGUAUUGUUGGAGUGGAGCAGACUGCCAACAGUCACAGCCUCCAGAAUUACCAGUUCCCUGAGAAGACCCUGCUACUUCUGGGUAAUGAACGGGAAGGCAUUCCUGCCAAUUUACUCCAAAUGCUGGAUGUGUGUGUGGAAAUCCCUCAGCAAGGAGUCAUCCGCUCUCUCAAUGUCCAUGUGAGCGCUGCCUUGUUGAUCUGGGAAUAUACGCGGCAGCAUCUCUCCUCCUCUUCACCUGAAAUCAGCUCAAAAUGCAGCGUUAGAAGUUAAACCCGACAAGACACAAGAUCCUUAGCUUAAAUGAAAUAAAAA
Molecule: messenger RNA, 5030 nt
Organism: Melanotaenia boesemani (Boeseman's rainbowfish)
Lineage: Eukaryota; Metazoa; Chordata; Actinopteri; Atheriniformes; Melanotaeniidae
Gene: tarbp1
Product: TAR (HIV-1) RNA binding protein 1
Exons: 29
Coding region: 102-4988 (1628 amino acids)
Biological process (GO): tRNA methylation
Molecular function (GO): RNA binding; tRNA (guanine) methyltransferase activity
Source: RefSeq, a predicted model, not a curated record